Molecule: messenger RNA, 1325 nt
Organism: Oryza brachyantha (malo sina)
Lineage: Eukaryota; Viridiplantae; Streptophyta; Magnoliopsida; Poales; Poaceae
Exons: 1
Coding region: 176-1138 (320 amino acids)
Cellular component (GO): membrane
Source: RefSeq, a predicted model, not a curated record
CUCCUCUGUGCUAAUUAUUAAUUAACCUAGCUCUUCUUCCUCCUCCUCUCUCCUCUCCUAUAAUUUCUGCAGCUUCGAUUCCUACGUUGAGAUGGCGACUUCCUCCAGUCGCCGCCAUGCGCCGCCGCCGUCGGGUUAGCUGUCGGAGGAAGGGCUCGAGGUUGGAGAGGCAACAAUGGCGAUCGCUUCGCCGUUGUGGCGGCUGCUGAUGUUUCUUGCGUUCUUGCACGCCUGCGCGGGUGGUCAGGAUCACGGCGCCGCUGCCGCUGCCGCCGCCGUGGUGAACCUCUCGUCCAUCGAGGCCGCCGUCCGCGACCGCGCAUUCCAGCUGUUCCGCCGCACGAGCGAGAUCCUCGUCGUCGGCGACGUCCCGGUGCUCGCCGGCGCCGGCGUGGAGGCCUCGGCGACGCGCGUGCGCAGCAGCGCCCUGUGGGCCGACGGCGUCAACGCCACCGCGGCGGGGUUCGCCGUCCCGCCGCGCGUCGUCCCGGCGCCGUUCGCCCGCCGCGUCGCCAUCGUCUUCGUCCGCUUCCUCGGCGACACCUCCUCCUGGCUGUUCGCCGCGCCGGCCGGGUACGCGCUGGCCGCGCCGGUGGUCGGACUGCUCGCGUACGACGCGUCGGGGCCCAAUGGCGAGCUCGCGCUCCGGGCGCUCGGCGCGCCUGUCCGCAUCGAGUUCAGGGUGAACCUCUCGUCGGCGAAGGGGUUCAACGCCACCACUGCGAGGUGCCUGACCUUUGCGGCGGGCGGCGGCAAGGCCGUGGCGACGCACGCCGUCGAGGAGCCCGGGCCGUCGUGCGUGGUGUCCGGCACGGGGCACUACGGGGUGGCGGUGCAGGUGGAGACGCCGCCUUCGCCACCACCACCGCCGCCGCCGGUGAGGGAGAGGUGGUGGGUGUGGAAGGUCGGGGCUACCGCCGGUGGAGUGGUGGCGGCGAGCUUCUUGGUCAUCACCGUGGUCGCCGCCGUGAGGUGGAGCAGGAGGCGCCGGAGGGAGGAGAUGGAGCGGCGCGCGAUGUCGGGGGAGGAGCUGGGGAGGAUGGCGGUGCGCGGGAGCAGGAUGCCGUCGGCGAAGAUGGUGAGGACGCGGCCGGAGGUGGAGGAGGAGGGGAGCCCGCUGCCGUGGCGGAAGAGCUAGCGCCUCCGCCGUGAGUUGCACCGGCGCCGCCGCGUGUUUUGUUAAGGUGUCAUUUCAUUUUAGGCGUACCUUUUUUUUUCAGAUUAUUACGAGAUACCUGUACAGUACUUUAAAAAUCUCCAAAUUUUGUAGCGUGCAACUCAAACUCAAAUUCAAACUGGAAUGUACAUUGCAAUAGGUUUAUCAG